AUGGAUCACGUACCGGAUAGGAAUGAGAAGGAGGAGGAAUCGAGGAUCGGCGAAGCGGCGGAAGACAGUGUUUGGCGGGAAGGAAAAUCGGCGAGAAAAGACGAGAAAGCGAUCAGCGGAAGCAGGUACCCCUCUCUUUUCCUAGGAUACCUCAUGGAAGACGAAGACCCAGCAGGAGAAGAAGAUUUUGUAGAGGAUGGUACUAGGAACAACAACCACUCGGUUCAACCUGAACAGGACUCGGGGCCAGUUGUUGUGGAAGAUCAAAUUGAUCUCUCAAAAGCUAUGAAUAUGCUUCGUGAAGAAAUAGAAGCUGUCAAGAAAGCCCGAGAAAUAGACGCUCAGGAGCUUGAAGUACUCAGGAGAGAAAAUGCCAAGUUGAGAAGCUUGAACAGAACUUGGAACCCUACUGAACAACCCAACAAUGAGGCCUCCUCAUAUCACGUACCGACAACUCCAAAAACACACGUUCCUCUCAUGCAGUUAUCAACCAUUCCUAGGAAACCUCCUUCUCGGAUAGUGGCAACACCCGACUCAUACAAGCACCCUUUCACUCAAAACAUUAUGGAGACAACCAUAUCUGAUAGUUGGAGAAACCUUCCUUUAGAGAAGUACGAUGGAUCCUCAGAUCCCGAUGACCACUUGAAUGCAUAUCUCACACAGGUUACCUUUCUAACAACAGAAGACGCUGCUUUGUGUCGCCUCUUCCCCACUUCACUAAAAGGACGAGCAUUGAGUUGGUUCAUUAAGCUUUCCCCCAGCUCCAUAAAUUCAUUUGAAGAACUAACAUCUUUAUUUACAGUACAAUUUGCUACAAGCAGACCUUACCAACUGACAUCAUUGGCGUUGGCCAACAUCAGACAGGAAAAGAAGGAAUCCUUAAGGUCAUUUAUGGAUCGUUUUAACAAAAUCGCAAUGGAGAUAAAAAACCUGAACCCAGCUGUCGCAAUGGAUAGGUUGAACACAGCGUUGAAACCCGGACCUUUUGUAGAUAGUAUAUGCAAAAAACCUCCGUUGGAUAUGAAUAACUUGAGGAGAAGGGCUGAAAAAUACAUGAAAAUGGAGGAAUUAACUGAAUCAAGAAAUCAAGCUAGAGCCGAGGCUAUGCCAAUUGAGAAGCAAGAAAGAAUCUAA
Molecule: messenger RNA, 1134 nt
Organism: Cajanus cajan (pigeon pea)
Lineage: Eukaryota; Viridiplantae; Streptophyta; Magnoliopsida; Fabales; Fabaceae
Source: RefSeq, a predicted model, not a curated record